Phaedon cochleariae (mustard beetle) is the source of this 894-nucleotide messenger RNA. The record is from the annotation of a GenBank genome assembly. NCBI's taxonomy places the organism in Eukaryota, Metazoa, Arthropoda, Insecta, Coleoptera, Chrysomelidae.
AUGCGAACGGUGACUGCCCUCCUGGGCGAGGAGGCGGCCGAUGAUCCGGAGACGGUGCCCGAAAUCGGCCUCGGGCCGGACGUGGCUAGCAUGGGCCUGGCCGCCUCUUUGGAAGAUACGACGAACGCCCCCAAAACCGCCCAUGAGGACGAUGUUCGCAUCGAUUUGGAUAUGGAUCUGGAGGGGAUCGAUGAUGAUGAGAUUGAUACCUAUAUAAUGAAUGAAAAGGAGUUUGAGUACAAGAACGUUCUGUGGCAUCGGAAGAAUGCCGACUAUUUGGAGGAGCAGAAAGUGAAGGCCGAGCGAUUGCAAAAGGAACGCGACGAAGGCAAGCCGGAGAAGAAGCGCAAGCGCACGACGAAGAGGAAAGCGAUCGGGCCGGCGAAUUCGGCCGGCGAGGCCAUCGAGAAGAUCGUGCAGGAGAAGAAGAUAUCGACGAAGAUCAACUACGACGUGCUGAAGAGCCUGAGCGCGGCGCCGACGCCUUGCGAGACCGUCGACGUCGAGGCGGAGGACGCGGCCACCACUUCUGAAUCGAUCAAAAGAAGGAGGCUGUCUUCAGUUUCAAACUAUUUGGAGGCAUCUGAAACGAGCAACAGAAGAAAGACGAAAGGAAAAUUCCAGAUGGGUUUGCCCGUUUUCGAAGAUACUCCGAAAGAGGACCUGCAGGAAGUCAUCACAAAGGAAGGGAAGAUGAAGAAAGAGGAAGAGACGAAAAAAGAGCCGACAAUAAUUGUUUCUGAAGACGAAAUGGACGAAGACUAUGAAGACGAUGAACAGCCGGCGGAGACGAACAACGAAAUGGGCGUUCUUCAAAUGCUGCGCCAACAUAGAGAAGAUGAAGAAGAUCCUCAAGAAUUCGGUUACGGGUAUUACGAAGAACCGGACUACUGA